AUCUAUCUCCUACCUUAUACUGUACAUGCUCCUUUGACUUGACCUGACUUGACCUUCCUCAACCGAUUUCCUCUUCGAGCUUCGCCAAUUGCCAUUCCUACAAUAGUUUCCUUGUUGCUUCUUGACAGCUCGCCACCAGCUUUUCUUCUUCUUUGACUUAUCCUCUAUCCGUGAACAUCAGAUAACCUUCGUUUCUUGGCUUCCGCUCAAGCUUUGCCACCUUCGAUCUAUCCACGCGAUCAUUCUUAACGUUCAGCAUCGGCGCCUUCACCUACACAACAGCUCGCUCCUUGUUCUCGUGUUACGAAAAAAGAUCCAAACCGCCGCCUUGGAACCCUGUGCGACUUCUACCUUGAUAUUCAGUCUGUGACUGCAGCUUUUACGCCCUCUACCUAUCACGGGGCCCACGGAUCGAGCCUGGGUUUCAACACAAGCCUUUUGUGCGUCCAUCUUCCAAGCCACAGUCGGCAAAACGAUUGCACGAAAGCGAUCAUCUUAUUCUCCUCAAGGAUUGCUUCUCAACGUCACACCGGAGCAUGACUGUACCUUGAUCCACUCUCCAAGUUUCACUUGACAUUUCCGCGUCAUAACCUUGGAGAUACAAAGCCAGGAACAAAGAACAAAGGUCAAGAAACUGCCACCCUCAGCUGCGGCGGCGGCUCGGGAGCUUGCUGGAGGGGAGGCAAUUGUCCUCGUCGUUGCGAUUCCGCUGACUUCUAGCAACACCGCUUUUUGCCAAAACUGGAACCAUGAGGCGAGGUCGUUCCCCAAGCUCGCCAUCGCCUUAUAGGGCUUUGGCUCAUCAUCAGCAGGCCUCGGCUGCUGCGACAUCUUCAGACUCGAUUUCACUGAUUCGGUCUUUCAAUGUCGAAACAAAUCCAACACGGCCAGUGCGGCCUUCGCCGCUCACAGCAUCGCUUAUCCGAGACAUGCCGCUAGAUCUGGUUGACCGCAUCAGGUCCUUCCCUCUCUUUAUGUCAGCUCCGGAAGAGUUUCUUGUUGCUAUAGGAAAUCACCUGAAGCCUCAAAUCCAAAGCCCUAAUGACCAUAUCGUGACGGAAGGAGACGAAGCCAAGGCAAUGUAUUGGUUGGUUCGAGGAGUAGUUGCUGUCACUUCGCGUGAUGGCGAGGCGGUCUAUGCUGAGCUCAAUCCCGGAUCGUUCUUUGGAGAAAUCGGUGUUUUGAUGCAGAUGCCUCGAACAGCUACUAUUGUAGCGCGCACAAAGUGUCUGUUGCUAGUGCUGAAGAAAGAGGAUUUACAUGCCGUGAUACCCAAAUUCCCGGAAAUGGAAAAGGCGAUCCGAGAAGAGGCACAGGAACGCUUGAACCUUCUGAAAAAGAAGCGGCAAGAAAGUGGAAGAUUGGUCAAAUCUCCCCAGGCAGACUUCAGCGCUCGAGAAGCCGCCCCUGGAGAGGUCUCUACUGGAGAAAGGGGCGCUAUCAAGGACGGCGCGGUCGUCAACAACAAGAAAAGAAAGUCCCCAAGCCCUGGAAUCAUGGAAGACCCAGCUGCUGGUAGUGCGAUUGGAAGCGGUCAAAUCAAUAUUCGAACAACACUUAAGGAGUUACCGCUCUUCUCUACACUUCCUGCAGAUAUUCUGCAUUUUCUGGGAUUGAGUGUCCAGCCAAAAUCCUAUACCCCAUUUACAGAUAUCGUUCGCCAAGGCUUACCGGGAAACGAAAUAUUCUUCAUUGUUCGUGGCGAGGCAGAGGUUAUUCACGACGAGCCAGUUUACGAUGAUAACAUUCAGAAUAAGGCCAAGGCCAUCCCGAAGCGACCUCGAUUGAAGGCGGGCCAAUAUUUCGGCGAAGUUGCAAGUCUCGGACUGUCGCGAGGUCGAACAGCCACUGUAAGAUCUAUCACUUCUGUGGAGUGCAUCAUGAUUACAGGCGAUGUCCUAGACGAGUUCUGGAGACGCUGCCCUUCAGAUAUCCUGACACAGGUCAAAGAAACUGCACGAUUACGAUAUCAGAAACAGAGCGACGACGUUGUCAUGGUUGAUGUUGAUGUUAAGGAAAAAGCCAACAAAUCUGACCCGCCCACGCCCACAACACCAACACGAGCGUCCCUACCUGACCUCACCUUUACUACCCCGUCCAAGCCUGGGUCUCCCGCGAAAGAUGAUACAAGCAACAUAGCACCCAAGGACCCCGAUCCGUUCUUAAGUGUGAACAUGGAGAAUAUUCGAAACCGAAGACGGCAUUCGUUGGCACCUCCAAUGCCUCCAACAGAUAGCUCUACGCCAACGACCAACGGUGCGAGGUCUCGCCUCUCAGAAGUAACUCCUAUCAAGUUUGCGUUUUCUGAUGCUUCAGCUGACGACGAUGACGUCCCGGCAAAGCGAGUACGGACGACUCUGCCUACCCGACCAAUCACUAUGAGCAAACCAGUGCUCUCAGACGAGAUCCUGAUUUACAUCUUCAAGCACGUGGAUAUAGGAGAGCUGUUUCGACUACGCCUUGUUAGCACACACUGGCGUAAGCUCUUGACUACAUCCCCCAAAGUUUGCCAAGAUGUCGACCUCUCGAUUUACAACCGCAAGGUUACUGACGAAGUCCUGAUCAAGGUGCUUGCCCCCUUCAUUGGCACUCGCGCUCUGUCCAUUGACCUGAAUAAUUGCUUUCAUAUAACGGAUGAAGGAUUCGGGGCUCUAUGGCGCAGCUGCGGUAAGAAUGUUAAGAAGUGGAAGAUGAAAUCAGUUUGGGACGUUUCAGCGAACCAAAUUUUGGAAAUGAGCGAGAACGCAAAGGGAUUAGAAGAAGUUGACUGGAGCAACUGCCGCAAGGUCGGUGAUAACCUUCUAGGCCGCGUUGUUGGCUGGGUUGUACCUGAUCCUCCACCUUCGAAAUCGGUCGUUAUCUCAAGUUCUGCAGCUCGAUCGCGAAGCAAGCAGCAGCAACAAAAGCACGCGGCACAGCAUGUUCUGCCGCCGGGUACAGUGGUUGGGUGCCCGAAACUCAAACGCCUCAACCUCUCCUAUUGCAAGCAUAUCACAGAUCGUUCCAUGGCUCAUUUAGCAGCACAUGCUUCGAACCGUAUCGAGUCGCUGUCUCUCACACGUUGCACAUCGAUCACAGAUGCAGGGUUUCAAUCAUGGGCACCUUUCCGGUUUGAAAAGCUAUCAAGGCUGUGUCUAGCUGAUUGCACAUAUCUCUCGGACAACGCUGUCGUUGCUCUGGUCAACUCAGCCAAGAACCUUACACAUCUGGACCUAUCGUUCUGCUGUGCACUCUCUGACACGGCAACAGAGGUUGUCGCUCUCCGUCUGCCAAAAUUGCGGGAGCUGCGAUUGGCGUUCUGCGGAAGUGCGGUUAGCGAUGGAAGUUUGGAAAGCGUGGCGCUCCAUUUGAACGAUUUGGAAGCGCUCAGUGUUCGUGGCUGCGUGCGUGUCACUGGCCGAGGCGUCGAAAAUGUCCUCAACGGUUGCGGGCGACUGAACUGGAUGGAUGUCAGUCAAUGUCGUAACCUGGAGUCUUGGAUCCGAGCCGGUGGUGUUUCGAAUUGGGGGUUUGAUGACCGCGUAGGUCAACGUUCUACGGAGCCCACGUCAAGCGAAACCUCUGGACAGGGACAGUCAGAAGAUGAUAGUCCCGCGCCCAAGGCCAUGAGCGUUGCCAUGCUCACAUCGCAGAACUUUAUGCCACGAUCUGCGUUUGGAUACAGAGCCAAGAGAGCACGACGACCGGUGCGGUUCGUCAUCGAGAAAGGAUUUGGAAGUUUACGAUAAAGAAAGGCCGGCGUCUUGGAGGACAUUUUGAGGAAAUGAUUGGGAAAUGAGUAGGAACGGAAAGCAUUGGAUCUAUGUUUCGCAGCAUGGCGUCAAAGUUGUGGAGCAUUUGCCAUUACUACAUAUCAAGUCUGGUGCGAAGUAACGCGCAUUCGGAUGGAGAAAGCAUGAUGCAACGGGGUGAAUGUUGGGUGAAAGGAUGCUUAGUAGAUACCCUUGAUGGAGGUGUUAAUGCCCUUCAUAAUAAUACAGUAAUUGAAAAGAGACAGCCGAAAAUAGGAGAGGCUAGAAAGAAAGAAGCUAACGUCAACGUAU
This is a messenger RNA of Fusarium verticillioides 7600, 4043 nucleotides long. RefSeq lists its product as hypothetical. Gene Ontology annotation, molecular function: protein-containing complex binding; protein binding. The coding region runs from base 750 to 3728 and encodes 992 amino acids. The record is from RefSeq and is a predicted model, not a curated record. The transcript is spliced from 2 exons. Lineage: Eukaryota; Fungi; Ascomycota; Sordariomycetes; Hypocreales; Nectriaceae.